UAACAACAUGGUCAUCAAUUGAUAAUAUAUUUAACUAUUGUAAUCCUACAUGGUCAUAUUAAGAAAACCUCUACUUAUAGCUAUGAGAAUUUCCAGUCCAGUUCACUUGUCCAAAACACACACUGAUAGUCUUUAGGGAGGUGGAAAAGAAAACUUAACACAGAAAUUCCGCGAUCAGCUUGUGAGAUAUGGAAUAUGAAGCUGGAAUACCAGAGAACAUUUGUAAAAAAGAAGAGAAUUUGCUAGGGGAAUUGUAUGCAAUAUCAGACAAACUGAAGACGGAGAGAGACAAGAAGGGGCAUACAUUAUCUGAGUUUGAAAGAACUGCAGAGGUUGAAAAUGUUAAGGAUCUGAUUAGAGGUAAUGAUGGAAGAACUGAGGGUGAAAUUUGUUAUGCAUCACCCUUAGUUUCCAAGGCUGUUGAAGAAAAUGGCAGUUCAUUGGAAGUCCAUGUGUCAGUCGAUACACCAAACAAGUCAGAUGAACAGAUGUCUGGGAGUUUAUUCCACCUGGGGGAGAAAACAGAAGACAAAAGAGCAGAAAUCAGCCCAAAUGAAUACCCAGAAAAUGCAAAAGAAUCAGCAACUAGCUUGGACAAGGAUGACAGAUGCAUGGCACAAGAACAAUCCAACGAAGAUUUGACAAAGACAAUCUCAAGUUGGAAUGUACAUAUGCCAAACUAUGAAGAGAGCUCCAUUGGACAUUUACGAGAGGAUACAGCAGAAAAAGAAGAAGUUUGUCACGAAGAUGACAGCACAGAGCAUGUACCUGCUACCGACAAGGGAAGAGACUCAUGUGAAACAAUCUUUGAAGGAAAAGAAGAAGACGUAACAAUGUCAUCCAUUUUAGAUAGUCAAGAUAUGGAUCCUGAGGCAACCAUCUCGUCUAAUGAUAAAGAGGAUGAAAACACAGAGAGACAGAAUAUCUUGAGUUGCAUCACUGGCAUUGUCUCUGCAGAAACAAAGAGUCCAAGUGAAGAGAGUGAAACGUCAUGUAAAACGAACAAUAUUGAGAAGAACACAUCUGUCCCCUUGACCGUCCGAGAAGCUGUUAGCUCUGCAAAAUAUAGAACAGAAGGGACGGACGCUGAAGCAAUCAAAUCACCUAGUGACACGAAGGAUGAGAAAGCAGUCAAAGAUGAGAAUGACUACGAUAGUGAUAAAAAUAUUUUCAACUCCCCCCAAUCAGAGUGCCAAACAGGAGAGGACGAGGAAAAAGAGACAAGAGAUGGAGAGAUACAUAGGAAUGUGCUUGUUAACCCAUUUGUUAAUGUUGUAGAAGAAACCAGGUUAGAUGAUGCUGAUUCAUGUACGAGUGGGAAACAUGGGAACAACUCAGUUGAGAAAGGAAUGCAAGAUGUUGCUGAUCAUCCAGAAGUAGAGGAAAAACCUGAAGAACUAGCAGUUGACGAAAAACAUGAAGAACCAAUGAUUGAAGAAAAACCUAAAGAGCCAGCAGUUACGGAGAAACAUGAAAAACCAGCAGUUGAGGAAAAAACUAAAGAACCAGCAGUUGAAGAAAAAACUGAAGAUCCAGUUGUAAAAGAGAAACUUGAAGAACCAGAGGUUGAGGAGAAAUUUGAAGAAUCAGCAAUUGAAGAGAAAUCUGAAGAAUCAGCGGUUACGGAGAAGCCUGAAGAACCAGCAGUUGAUAAAAAAACUGAAGAACCAACGGUUGAAGAGAAACUUGAAAAACCAGUGAUUGAGAAGACACUUGAAGAAUCAGCAAUUGAAGAGAAACCUAAAGAGCUAGUAGGGGAUGAAACACCUAAAGAACUAGCAGGUGAAGAGAAACUUGAAGAACUAGUUGUUGAAGAGAAAGAUGAAAAGACAGCAAUUGAAGAGGAGAAAACUGAAAUGGAAGCUCUUAAAGAGAAGAAUUUGCCACUUGCAGACACAAAGGACCAGAUAGACAAUGCAUUUCCAUGCAAUACCAACAACGCUAUUGCUGACCAUGCAUCAAUUGAGGCAAAACCUGAAGAACCAGAAAUUAAAGAGAGAUCUAGAGAAUCAGUGGUUACAGAGAAGCUUGAAGAACCAGCAUUUGAGAAAAAACCUGAAGAACCAGUGGGAGAGACACUUGAAGAAUCAUCGGUUGAGGAGACACUUGAAAAAACAGCAGUUGAAGAAAAACCUAAAGAGCUAGCAGGGGAACAAACACCUGAAGAACUAGCACUUGAAGAGAAACCUAAAGAUCCAAUGGUUGUUGAAGAGAAGGAUGAAAAAUCAGCAAUUGAAGAGGAGAAACCUGAAAUUGAAGCUCUUCAAGAGAAAAAUCUGUCAAUUGUAGACUCAAAGGACAAGAUAGACAAUGCAAUUCCAUGCAAAACCAACAACAAUAUUGUUGACUAUGCAUCAGUUGAGGAAAAACCGGAAGAACCAGUAAUUGAAGAGAAAUCUGAAGAAUCAGCGGUUAUGGAGAAUCCUGAAGAACCUGCAGUGGAGCACAGCCCUGAAGAACCGAUGAUUGAAAAGAAAAUUGAAAAACCAGCAGUGGGAGAGAAACUUGAGGAACCAGAUGUUGAGAAGACAUUUGAAGAAUCAGCAACUGAAGAGAAACCUAAAGAGCAAGUACUUGAAGAGAAACCUGCAGAACCAAUGGUUGAAGAGACACCUGAAGAACUAGUUGCUGAAGAGAAAGAUGAAAAACAAGAAAUUAAAGAGGAAAAACCUGAAAUGGAAGCACUUCAGGAGAAGAAUUUGUCAAUUGUAGACUCAAAGGACAAGACAGGCAAUGCAAUUCCAUGCAAUACAUACCAUGAUAUUGCUGACUAUGCAUCAGUUGAAGAAAAACCUGAAGAACCAGCAAUUGAAGAGAAAUCUGAAGAAUCACUGGUUAUGGAGAAGCCUGAAGAACCUGUUGAUGAGAAAAAACCAGAAGAACCAACGGUUGAACAGAAACUUGAAGAACCAGCGGUUGAGGAGACACUUGAAGAAUCAGCAGCUGAAGAAAAACCUAAAGAGCUAGGAGGGGACGAAACGCAUGAAGAACUAGCACUUGAAGAGAAACCUAAAGAACCAAUGGUUGUUGAAGAGAAAGAUGAAAAAACAGCAAUUGAAGAGGAGAAACUUGAAACGGAAGAUCUUCAGGAGAAGAAUUUGUCACUUGUAGGCUCAAAGAACAAGAUAGACAAUGCAAUUCCAUGCAAUAACAACAAUGAUAUUGUUGACUAUGCAUCAGUUGAGGAAAAACCUGACGAACCAGCAAUUGAAGAGAAAUAUGAAGAAUCAGCGGUUACAGAGAAUCCUGAAGAACCCACUGUUGAGAAAAAACCUGAAGAAUCGAUAGUUGAAGAGAAACUUGAAAAACCAAUAGUAGGGGAGAAACUUGCAGAACCAGAGGUUAAGGAAACACAUCAAGAAUCAGCAGUUGAAGAAAAACCUAAAGAGCUAGCACGGGAGGAAACACCUGAAGAACUAGGACUUCAAGAGAACCCUAAAGAGCCAAUGGUUGAAGAGAAACCUGAAGAAACAGCAAUUGAAGAGAAAAAUGAAGAAUCAACAGUUACGGAGAAGCCUGAAGAAUCCCUUGUUGAGAAAAAACCAGAAGAACUGAUGGUUGAACAGAAACUUUUAGAACCAGUGGUUGAGGAGACACUUGAAGAAUCAGCUGUUGAAGAAAAACCUAAAGAGCUAGCAGGGGAGGAAACACCUGAAGAACUAGCACUUGAAGAGAAACCUAAAGAACCAAUGAUUGUUGAAGAGAAAGAUGAAAAACCAGCAAUUGAAGAGGAGAAACCUGAAAAGGAAGAUCUUCAGGAGAAAAAUUUGUCAAUUGUGGACUCAAAGGACAAGAUAAACAAUGCACUUCCAUGCAAUACCAACAAUGAUAUUGUUGACUAUGCAUCAGUUGAGGAAAAACCUGAAGAACCAGCAAUUGAAGAGAAAUAUGAAGAAUCAGCGAUUACGGAGAAUCCUGAAGAACCCACAGUUGAGAAAAAACCUGAAGAACCGAUAGUUGAAGAGAAACUUCAAAAAACAACAGUGGAGGAGAAAAUUGCUGAACCAGAGGUUGAGGAGACACUUGAAGAAUCAUUAGUUGAAGAAAAACCUAAAGAGCUAGCACAGGAGGGAACACCUGAAGAACUACUACUUCAAGAGAACCCUAAAGAACCAAUGGUUGAAGAGACACCUGAAGAACUAGUUGUUGAGGAGAAAGAUGAAAAACUAGAAAUUGAAGAGGAGAAACCUGGAACGGGAGCUCUUCAGGAGAAUUUGUCAAUUGUAGACUCAAAAGACAAGACAGACAAUGCAAUUCCAUGCAAUACCAACAAUGAUAUCGCUGACUAUGCAUCAGUUGAGGAAAAACCUGAAGAACCAGCAAUUGAAGUGAAAUAUGAAGAAUCAGCGGUUACGGAGAAGCCUGAAGAACCCGUGGUUGAGAAUAAACCUGAAGAACCGACGGUUGAAGAGAAACUUGAAAAGCUAGAAGUCGUAGAGAAACUUGAAGAACCAGCGAUUGAGGAGACACUUGAAGAAUCAGCAGUUGAAGAAAAACCUAAAGAGCUAGCAGGGGAGGAAACACCUGAAGAACUAGCAGUUGAAGAGAAACCUAAAGAACCAAUGGUUGUUGAAGAGAAACAUGAAAAAUCAGCAAUUGAAGAGAAGAAACCUGAAACGGAAGAUCUUCAGGAGAAGAAUUUGUCACUUGUAGACUCAAAGGACAAGAUAGACAAUGCAAUUCCAUGCAAUACCAACAAUGAUAUUGUUGAUUUUGCAUCAGUUGAGGAAAAACCUGAAGAACCAGCAAUUGAAGAGAAAUAUGAAGAAUCGGCCGUUACGCAGAAUCCUGAAGAACCCACAGUUGAGAAAAAAACUGAAGAACCGAUAGUUGAAGAGAAACUUGAAAAAACAACAGUGGGGGAGAAACUUGCAGAACCAGAGGUUGAGGAGACACAUGAAGAAUCAGCAGUUGAAGAAAAACCUAAAGAGCUAGCACGGAAGGAAAAACCUGAAGAACUAGCACUUCAAGAGAACCCUAAAGAACCAAUGGUUGAAGAAACACUUGAAGAACUAGUUGUUGAGGAGAAAGAGGAAAAACAAGAAAUUGAAGAGGAGAAACCUCAAAUGGAAGCUCUUCAGGAGAAGAAUUUGUCAAUUGUAGACUCAAAGGACAAGACAGGCAAUGCAAUUCCAUGCCAUGCCAACCAUGAUAUUGCUGACUAUGCAUCACUUGAGGAAAAACCUGAAGAACCUGCAAUUGAUGAGAAAUCUGAAGAAUCAGAGGUCACGGAGAAGCCUGAAGAAGCCGUUGUUGAGAAAAAACCAGAAGAACCAAUGGUUGAACAGAAACUUGAAGAACCAGCGAUUAAGGAGACACUUGAAGAAUCAGCAGCUGAAGAAAAACCUAAAGAGCUAGGAGGGGACGAAACACAUGAAGAUCUAGCACUUGAAGAGAAACCUAAAGAACCAAUGGUUGUUGAAGAGAAAGAUGAAAAAACAGCAAUUGAAGAGGAGAAACUUGAAACGGGAGAUCUUCAGGAGAAGAAUUUGUCAAUUGUAGACUCAAAGGACAAGAUAGGCAAUGCAAUUCCAUGCAAUACCAACAAUGAUAUUGUUGACGAUGCAUCAGUUGAAGAAAAACCUGAAGAACCAGCAAUUGAAGAGAAAUAUGAAGAAACAGCGGUUACGGACAAUCCUGAAGAACCCACUGUUGAGAAAAAACCGAAAGAACCGAUAGUUGAAGAGAAACUUGAAAAACCAACAGUAGGGGAGAAACUUGCAGAACCAGAGAUUAAGGAGACACAUCAAGAAUCAGCAGUUGAAGAAAAACCUAAAGAGCUAGCACGGGAGGAAAAACCUGAAGAACUAGCACUUCAAGAGAACCCUAAAGAGCCAAUGGUUGAAGAGAAACCUGAAGAACCAGCAAUUGAAGAUAAAUAUGAAGAAUCAGCAGUUACGGAGAAGCCUGAUGAACCCCUUGUUGAGAAAAAACCAGAAGAACCAAUGGUUGAACAGAAACUUGAAGAAUCAGCUGUUGAAGAAAAACCUAAAGAGCUAGCAGGGGAAGAAACACAUGAAGAACUAGCACUUGAAGAGAAACCUAAAGAACCAAUGGUUGUUGAAGAGAAAGAUGAAAAAACAGCAAUUGAAAAGGAGAAACUUGGAACAGAAGAUCUUCAGGAGAAGAAUUUAUCAAUUGUAGACUCAAAGGACAAGACAGACAAUGCAAUUCCCUGCAAUACCAACAAUGAUAUUGCUGACUAUGCAUCAGUUGAGGAAAACCCUGAAGAACCAGCAAUUGAAGAGAAAUCUGAAGAAUCAGCGGUCACGGAGAAGCCUGAAGAGCCCAUUGUUGAGAAAAAACCAGAAGAUCCGACGGUUGAACAGAAACUUGAAGAACCAGCGGUUGAGGAGACACUUGAAGAAUCAGCAGCUGAAGAAAACCCUAAAGAGCUCGCAGGGGAGGAUACACCUGAAGAACUAGCACUUGAAAAGAAACCCAAAGAACCAAUGGUUGUUGAAGAGAAAGAUGAAAAACCAGCAAUUGAAAAGGAGAAACCUGAAACGGAAGAUCUUCAGGAGAAGAAUGUGCUAGUUGCAGACUCAAACGACAAAACUGGUAGUGAAAUUUCAUGCAAUACCAAUAAUGAUGAUGCUCACUUUCUAGAAGUUGUCGGAAACCUUCAAAAAUCAGCAGUUGAAGAAAAACUUGAAGAACUAGUUAUUGAAGAAAAAUCUGAUGUACCAGCGAUUAAGGAGAAAUCUAAAGAACCAAUGGUUGAUGAUAAAUCUAAAGUACCAGUUGAGGAGAAACCCCAAGAACCAGUGGCUGAAGAGAAACCUGAAGAGCUAGCAGGGGAGGAAACACCUGAAGAGCUAGCACUUGAAGAGAAACCUAAAGAACCAACGGUUGAAGAGAUACCUGAAGAACUAGUUGUUGAAGAGAAAGAUGAAAAACUAGAAAUUGAAGAGGAGAAACCUGAUACAGAUGCUCUUCAGGAGAAGAAUUUGCCAAUUGUAGACUCCAAGGGAAAAACAAACAAUGCAAUUCCAUGCAAUACCAACAAUGAUACUGCUGACUAUGCAUCAGUUGAGGAAAAACCUGAAGAAGCAAUAGUUGAAAAAAAACAUGAAGAACCAGCAAUUAAAGAGAAAUCUGAAGAAUCAGUGGUUACGGAAAAGCAUGAAGAACCAGCGGUUGAGAAACAACCCGAAGAACCAGCAAUUGAAGAGAAAUCUGAAAAACCAGCAAUGGGAGAGAAUCUUGAAGAGCCAUCAGUUGAGGAAACAUUCGAAGAACCAACAGUUGAAGAGAAACCUGAAAAAACAGUAAUUGCAGAAGCACCAAAUGAACUAACAUUUGAAGAUAAACCUGAAGAACCAGCAGUCGAAGAGGAGAAACUUGAAAAGAAUAUGCGAGUUGUAGACUCGAAUUACAAAAUUGGAAAUGAAAUUCCAUGCAAUACCAACAAUGAUGCUGCUCACUUUCAAGAAGUUGAGAGAACCCCUGAAGAACCAGCAGUUGUAGGAAAACCUGAAGAACCAGUUAUUGAAGAGAAACUUGAUGUGCCUGCAAUUAAGGGAAAACCUGAAGAACCAGCAGUUGAGGUGAAAUCUGAAGAAUCAGUUGAGGAGAAACCUCAAGAACCAAUGGCCGAAGAGAAAGCUGAAGAACCUGUAGCUAAAGAAACACCUGAAAAGCUAGCAGGGGAGGAAACACAUGAAGAACUAGCACUUGAAGAGAAACUUGAAGAACCAAUGGUUGAAAAGACACCUGAAGAACCAGCAAUUGAAGAGGAGAAACCUAAAAAGGUAACUCCUUUGGAAAAGAAUAUGCUAGGUGUAGACUCGAACGAAAAAGCUGGCAGUGAAAUUCCAUGUGAUACCAAUAAUGAUGCUGCUCACUUUCCAGAAGUUGAGGAAAAUCGUGAAGAAUCAGCAGUUGACGAAAAACUUGAAGAACCGGGUAUUGAAGAGAAACCUGAUUUAUCAGCGAUUAAGGAGAAACCUGAAGGACCAACGGUUGAGGAGAAAUCUGAAGUACCAGUUGAAGAGAAACCUCAAGAACUGGCAGCUGAAGAGAAAUCUGAAAAACCAGCAGCUAAAGAAACACCUAAAGAGCUAGCAGAGGAGGAAACACCUGAAGACCUAGCACUUGAAGAGAAACCUGAAGAACCAACGGUUGAAGAGACACCUGAAGAACUAGUUGUCGAAGAGAAAUAUGAAAACCCAGCAAUUGGAGGGGAGAAACCUGAAACGGAAGUUCUUCUGGAGAAGAAUUUGCCAAUUGUAGACUCAAAGGACAAGAGAGACAAUACAAUUCCAUGCAAUACCAACACUGAUAUUGCUGACUAUGCAUCAGUUGAGGGAAAACCUCAAGAGCCAAUAGUUGAAAAAGAACAUGAAGAAUCAGCAGUUAUGGAGAAGCCUGAAGAACCAAAGGUUAAGAAAAAACCUGAAGAACCGACAGUUGAAGAGAAACCUGAAAAACCAACAGUGGAGGAGACACUUGAAGAACAAUCGGCGGAGGAGAAAUUUGAAGAACCAACAGUUGAGGAGAAAUCUGAAAAAUCAAUAACUAAAGAAACACCUGAAGAACCAUCACGGGAAGAAACACCUAAUGACCUAGCAUUUGAAGAGAAACCUGAAGAACCAGUACUUGAAAAGGUAACUCUUUUGGAAAAGAAUAUGCUAGUUCUAGACUCGGAGGACAAAACAGACAGUGAAAUUCCAUGCAGUACCAACAAUGAUGCUCCUCACUUUCCAAAAGUUGAGAAAAAACCUGAAGAACCAGCCGUUGUAGAAAAACCUGAAGAACCAGUUAUUGAAGAGAAACUUGGUGUACCAGCAGCUGAGGAGAAACCUGAAGAACCACCAGUUGAGGAGAAAUCUGAAGAACUAGUUGAGGAGAAACCUCAAGAACCAGUGGUUGAAGAGAAACUUGAAGAACUAACAGCUAAAGAAACAGCUGAAAAGCUAGCAGGCAAGGAAAUACCUGAAGAACUAGCACUUGAAGAGGAGAAACCAGAUACGGAAGCUCUCCUAGAGAAGAGUAUGCCAAUUAUAGACUCAAAGGACAAGAUUGACAGUGGAAUUCCAGGCAAUUCCAACACUGAUGUUGUUGAUUAUCCAAGAGUUGAAGAUAAAGCUGAAGAACCGGUAGUUGAAGAAAAUCAUGAACAAGUAAUUGAAGAGAAACCAGAAGAAUCAGCAAUUGAGGAAAAAGAUGAUGAACUAGCAGUGGAAGAGAAACUUGAAGAACCAGCAGUGAAAAAAGAACCUGAAGAACCAAUUGUCCAGGAGAAACUUGAAGAACCAACAGUUGAAGAGAAAUCUGAAGAACCAGUAGUUGAAGAAACUUGAAGAACCAACACAUGGAAAGAAACACCUGAAGAACUAGCAUCUGAAGAGAAACCUGAAGAACCAGCAGUUGAAGAAACACCUAAAGAUCUAGCAGUUGAAAAGAACCUUGAAAAACUAGCAGUCGAAGAGAAA
Molecule: messenger RNA, 9437 nt
Organism: Lycium ferocissimum
Lineage: Eukaryota; Viridiplantae; Streptophyta; Magnoliopsida; Solanales; Solanaceae
Exons: 20
Coding region: 189-9305 (3038 amino acids)
Source: RefSeq, a predicted model, not a curated record